AUGAUUAAUCCAACUUGGGGCUUGUGUAUUUUAUUAGUCAUUGCCUUGUCCAUUGUUGCCUUAUCCGUUGCCAUCUACAAUAUGUGUAAUGUAGAUCAUUGUAAUAAUCUUAUUUACUUCUACAUCUUGGCAUUCGUUCAGCUGGCUUUCUUGUUCUCUGAUUUGCUAUUACUGGUCCAGUAUUAACUGGCAAGUCAUUUUGUGGCCGACAAACUCCUAAUGAUGUUCUAAAAACUACAUUAUUGUCUAUUAUUGGUGUAGUGUCAUGGCUUUACUUUAAAUCCCGCAAACUUCCCUCUCAUAGUUCACAGUGUAGAGAGGCUAUGAAGGAGACAACAGCCGUAGGUACGGCUUUGGCUGAGAAGGUAAUCGUUCCUCAGGCUAGUGUGACUGGAAUGGAUUCUGAAAUUGCUGCAACAUUUGUAGCUGUAUCCGCUACAGUUGAUGCAGCUGUGGCGGCGGUUGAAGCAGUGGCUAUUGCUUUGGCAGUUAAUUGCAAUAAUAGAGCUGUGCUUAGGGGAAAUCCAACUGCUGGUCUUAUUUCUGAUGGAAGAGGCAACGAAACAUUUCGACUGAACCAUAACAUACAAGCUACAAUGCCUCUUUUCUAAGAGCCGAAGCGUUGCCUUCAGCAUUCCAUGAAACAUCGAGGCGG
Molecule: messenger RNA, 655 nt
Organism: Pocillopora meandrina
Lineage: Eukaryota; Metazoa; Cnidaria; Anthozoa; Scleractinia; Pocilloporidae
Source: the annotation of a GenBank genome assembly